Sphenostylis stenocarpa is the source of this 1128-nucleotide messenger RNA. Lineage: Eukaryota; Viridiplantae; Streptophyta; Magnoliopsida; Fabales; Fabaceae. The record is from the annotation of a GenBank genome assembly.
AUGUCAAAGAAACAGAAACAUCUCUUCUUUAAAUCCCCAAAUCUUAAUAUAUGUCCCUUCGUUCACUCCCACUCUCUCCACCGUCGGUUACGCGUCGCCGACAUUCUUCUCGCCGACCAAGACCACGGCGGCGUCGGUUGCAUGGACGCCGUCCGAGAAACAUCGUCGAACAAGUGCUUUUCGCCUCGCAGGCUCGUUGCUUCGUUGCUCUCGCCUCUGAGGCCGGCCAAGGGUCUCCGACUUCAGCAACGGCGGCAGAACGAGACUGCUGAUUUGGACGCGCCGCCUUCGCCGACGAAUGUACUGAAAGGAAGCGAUGAGUCAACAGGACAGUUACAUGAGAGUGAUACGUCUUUUAAGCUAGGAGUUGGUUGUGGCUUGCUAUAUCUGCUUGCAGCAAAUAAAAAUGAGCUCGACAAGAUGGUUGAGCUGCGGAAAGAAAUGGAGGUGCUCCUUCAAAACGUGAAAGGGGAACUACAGAGUAAAGAUGCGCCUCUUAAUCCAUUGAAACAAAAUGACGCUCUUGCCCUUUCUAUAACUGAUAUACAAGACGUUUCCAGCUCUCAUAGUCACAUUUCUAUUCAUUCACAAACCCGGUAUGUUCAACCAGAGUCAAAAAGCAGUAUGGUUCCUAAUGGUUUUUUAGAGUGUAACAUAAGUGAACAAGGUAAAUGCGCGGAAGAAAUAAAUGAUCUCCAGGCAGAAUUUGAAAUUGAGCUACAGAGGUUGCAGAUGUAUUUGGAUGGAGAAGCUGGAUUCAAAGAUGCAAAACAAGAGGGAGUCAAGGUAACUGUUAAAGACUUUAGUUCGAAAAGUAGCCAUAGUUCAAGCUUUGGUGAAAUAAUAAUGGAACCUCUAGGAGCAAGCUAUGACGUAUCAUUUGGAGUUCCUCCAAUUGAACUGGAGAGAAGGUUGCAUGAACUGCUUGAAGCAAGACUAGAAGAACGGAUAACAGAGCUUGAGUCUGCAUUAGAAUGCACCACACAAAAGCUUAUCAAGAAAGAGAUAGAGGUUACUUGGUGGAAAGACACCGCACGACUUCUCUCACAACAUGUUCCAGAAACUUCUCGGUUUACUUUCCCACUUGAUCCUGAGGUUGCUUUGAAGUUGAGUAAAUUUGUAGGAUAG